AUGGCGGCGGCGACGACGAAUAGGAUUACUUCGGCGGGACUAGUCCCCGGGCUCCACCGCAGCGAAAUCAUGGUGUGCCAAUCCGCAGAUAAUUUAAACUCCCGGGGCGGCUCAUGGAUCGGCAAGGAUCUCCUCUCCUACACCAUUCCGCUGGUUUUCGCCCAGUUGAUCAUCAUCUUCAUCAUUACCAGAACCAUUUUCUUCCUCCUCAGGCCUCUUAAACAAAGUAUGAUCACUGCAUACCUUAUUAGCGGGAUAAUGAUCGGACAGACGGUGUUAGGUCGCAUCAGAGAAUUCUCGGACCUGCUAUUCCCGAUAGAAGGAAGAAUGGUUCUAGAAACACUCGGCGAAUUAGGGUUCAUGUUACACCUUUUCAUAUUGGGCGUGAACACGGACGCGACGAUGGUGAAACGCGCCGGACGAAACGAGAUUCUGAUCGGAACGUCGUGUUUCGUGCUGCCGUACGUGCUAGGCGGGCUCGUGGUGUACACGAUGCCGCACAUCAUCUUCAUCGACGAGGUCACCCAACACUGCCUCAUUUUCAUAUCCAUCAUGAGCGCCAUCUCGUCGUUUCCGGUGAUAACCACUUUAUUGGCCGACCUUAAUCUCCUCAACUCCGAGGUGGGCCGCACGGCCACGACGUCGUCUAUGGUCUGCGAUUUUUGCAGCUAUUUCGCGUCGCUAAUUAUGGGAUUUCUCGGCAUUUCUAAAAGGUUCACUCGAAUGGGGGUGUUUUUGUCGAUUGCGUGGGCCGUGGCGACCCUCACUUUAGUCGUGAUCGCCGUCCGACCGGUGAUACUUCUCAUCGGGCGGCGAAUACCGGAGAAUGGGUCGAUGAGGGAGACGCAAUUUUUGGCGAUUGUGGUGCUCGCGUUGUUAUGCGGGUUAGUGGCGGAGAUUCUAGGGCAGCCGGCGGGGCUAGGGACGUUUAUAUUGGGGAUCGCGGUGCCGGAUGGGCCGCCGUUGGGGUCGAAUUUGGUGUCCAAGCUUGACGUGUUUUGUACUGGAGUUUUACUUCCGGCGAAGUUUGCGGUCAGUGGGAUGGAUAUAGACUUGUUAUUGGCAGGGACUGGGACCACGACGGCCAUCAUUGAGUUCAUCAUCGUCUUGGGUUACGUAGGGAAAUUCACCGGCACUUUUAUUCCGGCUGUUUACACCGGAUUUUCAGUCUCCGAUGCCACCUCUCUUUCCCUCAUCAUGUGCUGCAAGGGUAUCAUCGAAAUCGCCGUCUUUAUCACCUUGAAGGAAAAUGCUAUGAUAACUUCUGAAGCACUCGCCCUGCUACUAGGAACGAUGUUGAUAGUGACUGGAACCGCGACGCCGCUGGUCUGCUACCUCUACGAUCCAUCGAUGAGAUAUUUAGGUUACAGAACGAACUCCAUUCUCCACUCCGAUCCCCACACGGAACUCCGCAUGUUGGUGUGUGUUCACAACGAAGAGGAUGUCCCAACCCUCAUGAAUCUCCUCGACAUUACCUGUCCGGGCCGCCACCGCCCACUCUCCGUCUCGGUCCUCACCCUGACGGAGCUAAAGGGGCGAGCCGACGCGCUAUUGUUUUCCGGGACGAGUUUCGUGCGCGGGAGUAAUAAAGUGAACGGCAUCGGGAUAAAGCCGUCGAAGAACACUCCAGCGGACCGGAUCGCCAACACUUUUCACGCUUUCCGGAUGCGCCACCAUGGCGCCGCGGCGGUGGAGAUCUUCACGUCGGUGGCGCCGUACGCGAGUAUGCAUGACGACAUCUGCACUAUCUCGCUCGAGAAGGGCGCUAACAUCGUGAUCGUGCCGUACCACAAGCGCGUGUCGUUCAACGGCGACUUAGCCGCGAAUGUGCCAGCGAUUAGAAUGGUUAACCAGAACGUGCUCCAGAAGGCGCCCUGCUCGGUCGGCGUUUUGGUGGACCGCGGAAAAGUCGCCGAAAAUCAAGCGAUUCGGUUAGGUGUCACUUUGCUACGUGUCACCAUGCUGUUCUUCGGUGGCCCCGACGACCGCGAGGCCCUCGCGUACUGCUCACGCAUGGCGGACCACACCCACGCCAGCCUCACGCUCGUGUGGGUCCGGAAAACCGCCGACAAGUACCCCAGCAACCUUGACGACCACGAAAAAGACAUAGACGCCGAGCUGGUACACAAAUUCCGGUCAACCCACGCCGGAAACGAUCGGAUCUCAUUCAAAGAAGAGUUCGCGACGGACGCCGUGGACACAACCCGAGUUCUUCGCGCUCUGAAAGGCCAUUGCGAGCUCUGCAUUCUAGGCAGAUAUCACGACCCCAAAUCGGAGCUAAUCUUGGGGAUCACUGAGUGGACCGAGUGCCCGGAACUCGGGGUCAUCGGAGAUAUGUUAGCAACGACGGAUUUCAAGUUUUCGGUGCUGGUGGUGCAGCAACUGCCGCAAGGGACGGCGAUGGAGCACUGCCAUACAUUUGAGCCUAUGGGGAGUAGUAGUAGGCAUAGUCAAAGUAGCGAAGUUUCCAAACAAUAUAGCGCUAGGAGCUAUAUAGAACCUUUGAAACUUUAA
Ipomoea triloba (trilobed morning glory) is the source of this 2514-nucleotide messenger RNA. Its product is annotated as cation/H(+) antiporter 14. The transcript has 3 exons. Gene Ontology annotation, cellular component: membrane; endomembrane system. Gene Ontology annotation, molecular function: antiporter activity. The coding region runs from base 1 to 2514 and encodes 837 amino acids. Gene Ontology annotation, biological process: regulation of pH; proton transmembrane transport. NCBI's taxonomy places the organism in Eukaryota, Viridiplantae, Streptophyta, Magnoliopsida, Solanales, Convolvulaceae. The record is from RefSeq and is a predicted model, not a curated record.